CCUUGUUCCUCCUCAUCAUGCCGCCGCCGUCGAAGGCUAAAGCCCCGGCAAAAGGGGGCCCUGUGAAAUCAAAGAAGAAAGCUGCAACUGCGAAGCCCCCGCUCUCUGAGCCUGAGCGUAUCAAGAAACUCUUCAACUCGCUUGUCGCGCAGAUCGCGGAUAGGCACUGGAAGAAUGCAAUCAAGACGUGCGACAAGAUCCUUAAGCUCGACCCGAACGAUGCGGACGCACUACAGGCGAAGAUCUAUGCGAUGAUGGAGGCCGACCAGCAUGCAGGUGCUCUUGACAUACUUGGUUCUCAACAUCAAUACGAGCGCGCAUACUCCCUGUACAAGCUCCAGCGUGAGGCGGAGGCGCGGGAGAUUUUGGACACCAUCACACCUCAAGAUGACCGCAGUGUGCUGGUAUUGCGCGCGCAGAUCUGCUACCGUGAGGGGGACUAUGCCACGGCUUGCGACCUUUACAAUCAGCUUCUGGACCAGCCAGAACUCGCCGACGAGCAAGAAGACAUCCUUAACAACCUCCACGCCGCCCAGCAGCACCUCGACUUCAUCACCUCCGGCUUCCUCGCCGCCCUCGGGCGCCUCCCCAACGCCGCCGACCUCGAGACCGCGCCGCCCCCCGCGCCCGCGAGACCGCAGGCGGAGCUGCUGGUGGCGUCUACAUCCACCGCGAAUGCUGCACCCAAAGCCCAACCUCCUACUGGCUCCUCCGCACCCAUUGCGCCACGCAAGGUCCGUGCGCGGCGCGUGCCCAAGGGCGUCGUCCCCGGCGUCACGCCGCCGCCCGACCCGGAGCGCUGGCUGAAGAAGACGGAGCGGUCGACGUAUCACGCGGGGAAGAAGCGCGGGAGAACGGGAGCGACGCAGGGGUUCACUACAGGCCCCGAGGCAACUGGAGGAGCUGGAGGAGGAGGAGGAGGAGGGAGUGGUGGGGGUGGUGGUGGAGGGAAGGGGAAGGGGAAGAAGAAGAGAUGAUCCUCCACUGUAUCCAAACACACGCUUGCUGGUGCGAAAUGCGAGUUCCUGCACACUAUAUGUUUUCUUGUAGGUGCGAAACUCCUGAGAUAACGCACGACGGGGCAAGUUUGACUAGUGUUCUUUGUUGCUCAAACCUAUUGUUCCCAAUCCAGCGCGCGAGGUCUUCUGC
Messenger RNA from Schizophyllum commune H4-8, 1149 nucleotides. RefSeq lists its product as uncharacterized. The transcript is spliced from 4 exons. The record is from RefSeq and is a predicted model, not a curated record. Gene Ontology annotation, biological process: SRP-dependent cotranslational protein targeting to membrane. Gene Ontology annotation, molecular function: 7S RNA binding; ribosome binding; protein binding. The coding region runs from base 18 to 977 and encodes 319 amino acids. Gene Ontology annotation, cellular component: signal recognition particle, endoplasmic reticulum targeting. Lineage: Eukaryota; Fungi; Basidiomycota; Agaricomycetes; Agaricales; Schizophyllaceae.